CACCCAAAGUGAUGAUUGUUGAUGAGUUCGGUGAUCCACUACAGGAAAAAUAUUACGAAAUCGAUUCAACAUUGCAGCUGUCAUGUGUGGUCCGGAAUGUCGCCAUGGCCACAUCGGUCGUGUACUGGAAACAUGGUGAUGACACACUCAACUAUGAUGUGACGCGCGGUGGAAUCAGCGUUAAAACGGAACUGAUGGACGAUGGCGCCAACUCGACGUUAUCCAUAGCGAAAAUCAACAAGUCCGACUCGGGCAACUAUACGUGCGCAAUUAGUGAUUUUCAAAAUUUCAGCAUAGUUGUGCAUAUACUGAAUGGCGAAAGUUUUGCCGAAUUGCAUCAUGGCGCUGCAGCGCCCACGGUUCCUAACGCGUUCCACCAACAGUUGGCCAUUCAGUUGCUUAGCCUGCUGCUACUGCUGUUGCUGCUACACUCGCCACAUCACGCGCUACACAUAAACAGGUAAAAGUUACUCAAUUAACCAAAAGCGGAGGGAAGCGAAAAUUCUAUGUGGAGAGAAAGCAACUGCGAAAUUGUGGAAAUGCCAAAUGCCAUUCGGAAGGAUGUGAAGGGAAAGCAGAUGGCGUAGAAGUUGUUGAGGAGACAGUUUACGGCGUUGUAGUUGAAUUUUAUAAUUUCACUAAUUAAGUAAGUUAAGUAAGAAAAUGUAACAAUUAAUUAAAGUAAUUAGUUAACGAAUCAAAAAUUAGGAAAUACAUACGUACAUACAUACUUAUUUAUAUACAUACUGAGUAUUAAUGUUUAGUCUUAUACAAUGGAUAAUGAAAUUUGAUGUGUAAGCGUUUGUGUGUGUGUGUGAGUGGGUGUGUGUGGAAAAAUGAGAAU
Ceratitis capitata (Mediterranean fruit fly) is the source of this 844-nucleotide messenger RNA. RefSeq lists its product as uncharacterized. NCBI's taxonomy places the organism in Eukaryota, Metazoa, Arthropoda, Insecta, Diptera, Tephritidae. Gene Ontology annotation, biological process: synapse organization. The record is from RefSeq and is a predicted model, not a curated record. Gene Ontology annotation, cellular component: neuron projection membrane.